Molecule: messenger RNA, 1713 nt
Organism: Syngnathus typhle (broad-nosed pipefish)
Lineage: Eukaryota; Metazoa; Chordata; Actinopteri; Syngnathiformes; Syngnathidae
Product: 5-aminolevulinate synthase, non-specific, mitochondrial-like
Exons: 6
Coding region: 1-816 (271 amino acids)
Biological process (GO): hemoglobin biosynthetic process; erythrocyte development; heme biosynthetic process
Cellular component (GO): mitochondrion
Molecular function (GO): pyridoxal phosphate binding; 5-aminolevulinate synthase activity
Source: RefSeq, a predicted model, not a curated record
AUGCAAGUGAUGAAUACUUUGAAAAUCCAUGGUGCUGGUUCUGGAGGAACAAGAACCAUUUCAGGGAUGAGCAAAUUCCACACCGAGCUGGAAUGUGAGCUUGCAGACUUGCACGGUAAAGACGGCAUACUGCUGUUCACUUCCUGUUUUGAAGCCAAUGACUCCACAUUGUUUACUUUGGCCAAAAUGCUACCAGGAUGUGAAAUUUACACAGACGCGGGUAACCAUGCCUCGAUGAUUCAAGGUAUUCGAAACAGCGGCGUCAGUCGGUUCAUCUUCCGUCACAGUGACGUCAGCCACUUGCAAGAACUAUUGGAGAGGUCUGACCCUUCCACUCCAAAGAUUGUUGCCUUUGAGACAGUGCAUUCAAUGGACGGGUCGGUGUGCCCACUGGAGCAAAUGUGCGAUGUUGCCCACAGAUUUGGGGCCAUCGCCUUUGCGGAUGAGGUGCACGCGGUCGGCCAAUACUGGGCCAUAGGAGGGGGAAUUGGCGACAGAGACAGAGUUAUGCACAAGAUUGAUAUCAUCUCUGGUACUCUUGGCAAGGCCUUUGGCUGCGCGGGUGGCUACAUUGCCAGCACCGGCGCCCUGGUGGACACCGUUCGCUCCUAUGCUGCAGGCUUCAUGUUCAUCACUUUGCUGCCUCCCAUGUUACUGGCGGGGGGCAAGGAGUCCAUCAGGAUUCUUAAAAGUGGGGAAGGGCGCAUGCUCAGGAGGAAACACCAGAGAAGUGUCAAGUUGCUCCGACAAAUACUGAUGGACUCUGGCCUUCCCUUGGUCCACUGCCCGAGCCACAUCGUUCCUCUGCGGGUAUGAUGGAGGAGUCUUUGGAAAUUAUCAACCAGUGACCAGUUUCAACUUCAUUUUCUGAAUUCUACCAGCCACACUGUCAGGGGGUAUUGUUUGUUUCAUCCAAGCAAAAAAAAAAAAAUUUUUUUUAAGUAUACCUGUCUCCACUUACAAACUGAACCACCCAUUUUCACUUUUGCAUCCAAGCUGUUUAAUGUUUUUAUUAUACAAUUUAUGAAUCACUAUUAAUUGUGUUACCUAUGUGUUGUCCAAACAAACGUGUUUAAGAAGAUUGCGGCCCUGCUGCAGAGUUAAUCCCACGUGACGGCACUCGGCCAAUCAAAUGUGAGUAAACAUUACAAGCCGGAAAAUGAAAACGGACGUAACAGUGAGAAGUGAUGAUCGAAAGCGAUAUGGCGUAGAAAGGCAUUGAUUGACGCAUUUCCGGACAUCCUUGAUUUCACCACACGAGGGCGAUGUGGGCCUCCAGGAGCGCCUCUCUGUUUCUGCUUAUGAUUCAUACUCGAGUGCAGUAUGCGGUGCAGUUGGAGGUUUUCCUGCUGAACCACUGAUGGUAUCAACAACGAACAGGAUAUUGCAUUUCCUCUUGAGAUAGCACAGGCAUCGCAACAAUCAGCAAAUAUGCCCACAGAUGCACACGUAGAUGUUCAACAGAGCGGUGUGUACUGGAAACGUUAACAUGAACUCAUCAACGGGGCAACAAGAUUAGAUUUGAUUAUGCAUGUUGUGGCGUAGAUUCAAGAGCUCUUCAAAUGUAUCCCACUCAAAGGGAGGCGCAAUUCUCCUCCCUUCAUACUAAUGAAACCAAACGAAAAAUUGUAAUAUUGUGCAUUAGACUAUUUUGCUACAUUUACACUGAGGGGGGUAACUUCAAUAAAAUCACACUAGACCAGUGUUUCUCAA